Messenger RNA from Tilletiopsis washingtonensis, 591 nucleotides. RefSeq lists its product as hypothetical. The transcript has 3 exons. The coding region runs from base 65 to 385 and encodes 106 amino acids. The record is from RefSeq and is a predicted model, not a curated record. Gene Ontology annotation, molecular function: protein binding. Lineage: Eukaryota; Fungi; Basidiomycota; Exobasidiomycetes; Entylomatales.
CUCACCAGCGCCGCUGGCCACGCCUCUACGCACCACACCUGCCCACACCCCUCUUAUCUUCGCCAUGCCCGCCGCGCCCACGACCGCCAACGCGGAGUCGCUCGCAGCCGCACGAGCCGAAAGCUUCAAGGUCGUGAUCGUAACCCACACUGGCUCGGAACCUUCCUUCAAAAUCACGAAGAGCUCUACCAUCGGCGAGCUCCGCGCCGCGUACGGCGAGUGGCAACACGUACCUGUGAACCAGAUUCGUCUCAUUCACCACGGCCAUGGCCUCGCCGAUGAGAUCACGGGCGAAUAUCUCCUGUACGAGAAGGCCGCAGGCCGAGGUCUUGAUCGGUGGGGCCGUAUUGUGAUCGACGCCAUCGUCUGCCUGUGCGGAUGCUAAGAUGUUCCUCUCGGCGCCACUUGGAUACCUCCUCAACGAGGUGUCGCAGGCCGGCAACGAGUCCGACGGCGUGCUCGUCAUCACCUUCGAGCUCUAGCUACCCAGCUGCUGUCGAGCGCUCGCAAGCCGCACAGGACUCUCAACUCUCGUCUCAUCACCACGUGCGGCCCGCUUCUGGCCCCGUCAUCGCAGCCCGGUCCGCUCUU